GCCCCUGGAGAAGUCGGUGACCAUCCGGUGCCGGGGGCCCCCGAGGGUGGACCUGUACCGCCUGGAGAAACUGGGGUCCAGGAGGUAUGAGGACCAGGCCGACCUCUUCAUCCCGGCCAUGAAGACCAGCCACGCUGGACGCUACCGCUGCUCCUACCAGAACCGGUCACGCUGGUCGCUGCCCAGCGACAACCUGGAGCUGGUUGCUACUGGAGUCUACAGGAAGCCCUCGCUCUCCGCGCACCCCAGCCCGGCCGUGUCCCCCGGGGGCGACGUGACCCUGCAGUGCCGGACCCAGUACGGCUUUGACCAGUUCGCCCUGUACAAGGAGGGGGACGCCGGGCCCCAUAAGCGGCCCGAGAAGUGGUACCGGGCCGACUUCUCCCUCAUCACGGUGACGGCCGCCCACAGCGGGACAUACCGGUGCUACAGCUUCUCCAGCGCAGCCCCCUUCCUGUGGUCGGCGCCCAGCGAGCCCCUGGAGCUCAGGGUCACAGGAGCCUCUGAGGCCCCCACCCAGUCGCCCACACAGGCACCUUCCUCCACGACAGAAUCCUCCAGGACACCCAGCAUCUCGCCCAUGAACAUAGGCUCCACAAUUGUGGGGGCCCGUGGAGCCUCUCUGGGGGGAGGAGCUGCACCCCAGCUGGAGGGGACAGUAGGGUCUGGGUCAGGGAUUCUGUGGCCUGCGCGUGUCCUGGUUUGGCCUCCGCCACGGCGCCUUCUCCCCCCAGGUUUCGCCCGCCUGCACUACGCCAAGGGCAACCUGGUGCGGCUGUGCCUGGGCGCCCUGGUUCUGGUCCUCCUGGCCGGGUUCCUGGCCGAGGCCUGGCACAGCCGGAAGAAACGGCUGCCGCUCCGGGUCCGAGCCAUGCACAGGCCGCUGCCCCCGCUCCCGCACGCCCUGAGGUCCCCUGGCUGCCAGCACGGGGCCCCGCCAGGUGCUCAGAGGCAGGGGCACCAUCACUAGGGCCCGGCGGGGACUUGAGGCAUGUGUGUGUGUGUGUGUGCAUGUGUGUGCGCGUGUGGGGUGCAGGCAC
Molecule: messenger RNA, 1040 nt
Organism: Heterocephalus glaber (naked mole-rat)
Lineage: Eukaryota; Metazoa; Chordata; Mammalia; Rodentia; Bathyergidae
Source: RefSeq, a predicted model, not a curated record